This is a messenger RNA of Vanessa tameamea, 5607 nucleotides long. RefSeq names its product thioester-containing protein 1 allele S3-like. Lineage: Eukaryota; Metazoa; Arthropoda; Insecta; Lepidoptera; Nymphalidae. Gene Ontology annotation, cellular component: extracellular region. The record is from RefSeq and is a predicted model, not a curated record. Gene Ontology annotation, molecular function: endopeptidase inhibitor activity. The transcript is spliced from 26 exons. The coding region runs from base 179 to 4525 and encodes 1448 amino acids.
UGUGUAUUGUGGUGCUGUACGCAGUCAGUCAUUCUUCGACAUCGCAAGUCGUGGCCACUUUGCGCGACGGCCCGAGACCAACGCACAAAUAAUGUGCAUCUGAUAGAAACGAUCUGUGAUAUAGUGUUAAGUUACAUGCAAUAACUGAAAGUGAAAAGUUUUAUUCGAGUGAAAUCUCAUGGAUAUCAUAACGGCACUUAAUAUAAAUAAAAUGAAGAACAAUACAACUCUAUUCUACUUUUUAAUGGUUCUUAUUACAUCAAGCACAGUUCAGUGCGUAUCAGUAUUAGGACCAAAGGCGCUAAGGCCGUUUGGAAAUUAUAAAGUCUCCAUAGCCGGCGGUUCCCGCGCCCACAACCUAUAUGUUGCGGUAGAGGGCAAGCGAGCUACUGGAGAGCAGUUCUCACAAGGACGACUUGUGCAGGUCCCACCAGCUGCCUCCAGGCUAAUAGAUUUGGAAAUAGGGGACCCUGGGCCUGGUAAGUACAGGCUGAUAGCUCGGUCUACCUCAGGUCCUCUUUUCGCAGCAUCAGCCUCCCUAGUUUAUCAACCGAGGAGUUUUUGUAUUUUCAUACAAACAGAUAAACGAGUGUAUCAACCCGGAGAUACAAUAAACUUCAGAGUUAUUGCUUUGGACAAAUACUUGUUACCAUUAUCGAGCACGGUGGACGUGAGCCUGUUAGACACGGGUGGGUCACCGGUGCGCCAGUGGGCCGCUAAGCCUUUGGAUCGAGGAAUUUUCGCCGAAGAAUUGCUCCUAGCUGAUGAGCCAGCGCUUGGACAAUGGACUAUACAAGUCGAAGUUCGCGGACAAAAAUACUCCCGGCAGAUAUUGGUAGCAGAUUAUGUGCUACCCAAAUUCCAUAUGGAUGUUCAAAUGCCGAAGGAAAUGUUAUUCAGCGAUGGCCGUUUCAACAUAAAUGUAACUGCCAACCAUUUCAAUGGACUUCCAGUCAAGGGUGAACUCACCAUAUCUGCUUACGCCGUUUUCUUCUCUGGCCUAUUACAACCAGUAUUCUCGACACCCGCUCGAAAAGUCAUGGACUUUAAUGGUCAAGCAGAUAUAGUGUACGACCUAAAGACUGAUCUAGAUCUUGCAGAAGAUGCUGCAAGACCAUUAGUCGUUGAAGCCGUUUUAGAAGAGAAAGACACAUUGAUACGUCAAAACAUUACGACGAGGAUUCUCCUCCUACGAACUCCGUACAGACUUAAAGUAACAGCUCCCGAUCGAUUUAAACCUACUCUUCCAUACACUGUUCAGAUCGAAUUAGUAAACUCUUCUGGGCAGACUAUGAAAAUAUCUGGUGACGUGAUUGUUGAGCGACUAUGGGACGACGGAGCUCCUGUUAACAAAACUACUAUAGCUCUUACUAAAGGCUUCGCAAAAUAUACUUUCACACCAGAUUUGGCUCACGCAAAUUCAACCCUUAAUUUAGUGAUUAAGUACAAAGAAAUUUCGGAGCGAGUGGUAAACGUCCAGAAAAGUAUGGAAACUGGUGGACAAUUCUUAGUGAUGGAGCUUCUAACCCGCAAUACUUCUGUGGGUGACGAGAUGCGGGCUCGGAUCACCGCCACCGAGCCGAUGGAUCUCGUUCAUUAUGUCAUCAUCGGUCGCGGUGAUAUCCUCGUUGCCAAGACUUUAGAAUUGAGCCCGGCGCGGCGCAGCGUGGACGUGUCGGAGCGCGUGUCCGCGGGGAUGUCCCCGGGCUGCUCGCUGCUGGCGUGGUACCCGCGCCUCGCCGCCGACGCCGUGCGCGCCGCCGCGCUCUACGCGCCGCAAGGCCAGCUGCUGCGGCACCAGGUGACAGUGACGUCAGUUACGUCAGGAUCCUUACUCCGACCUAACGGGUUGGUGGAGUUCCGCGUGACGGGCGAGCCCGGCGCGCAGGCCGCCCUCAUCGGGGGCGACGAAAACUCCAUCGCGACUGGACUGGCCGACGACAAUGGAUUAGGCAGUGGCCUUGAUAUGCAUACGAUCGAACGAGAAGUGGAAAGCUAUAGUGGACUAAAACAUUCGCUCUUCAAAAACGAAGACCAUUUGCCGAGCUUGGGACUAGACUUAGGGGGAAAAAAUACAACUGAUGUAUUUACAAACGCCGGUGUAGUGUUUCUGACUGACGGUCUCGUUAUUAAAGGCGACGAUAAAGACGGCUCGUCGGUGGAAACGGGCACGCGCGCGCCGCAGGCCGGCCCGUACGCCUUCAGCCGCGUGCCGCCGCCGCCCGCGCCGCGACACUACCUCACGCGCACACUCUCGCCGCACACCACGUGGAUGUUCACCAACCUCACCAUCGGUAAUGACGGCAUGGGCACCAGGGAGCGCUGGUCACCAAUUACCCCCGGUGAAUGGUCGGUCGGAGCCUUUGCGAUCCAUCCCACUUUAGGAUUAGGUCUGGCUGCACCGCGCAAAUUGACCACUGCUCUACCGCUCUCCAUGACUGCCGAGCUCCCGGAAAGUCUACAAAAGGGAGAGACCAUAGCCAUCAUAAUAACGCUCAAGAGCUCCCUUACUGUAGAUACUUCAGUCGAAGUAACUUUCCACAAUUCCGACCAGUAUUUCGAAUUCGAACCUUUAGAGAAUAACGUCGAUUCAUCUAAAAAAAUCGAGCUGUUCCGUCGCGUGCGCGUCGCGGUGCCGGCGCGCGCGCUCGCCAGCACGGCCUUCCUCGUGACGGCGUCGCGUGCGGGCGAGGCGCCCGUCAUCGUGGAGGCUAACGGGAACGGAGUCUCCGCCUCACUCUUUCGGACCAUCGAUGUUAAGGACGGAUAUGUUGAAGACAUUUGGUCAUGGGCACUCCUCGACGGUCGGCGUGGAGUAGCUCGAGUGAACGUCUCGUUGUCACCAGCAGCUGGCACUAAGCUGGGCGCUGUGUCCUUAGAAGCCACUGGCGAUCUGCUGGCUAAUGCUCUGAGGGCGAUGAAGGCGCCUCCAGGCGUCGCAGCAGACGCUAAUUAUGCGCUUCGGCCAAUGGCUCGAGCGUGCAUUUUACUGGAUUAUCUUCAGGCAACGGAGCAAGAUGACGAGACAACGAUAGUCAAGGAAGCUCGUGUUCAGGCGGCCACUGGCUACCAACGUCUUAUGGCUUUCCGCCGACCGGACGGCUCCUUCUCUCAAGAAAUCGGCGACGAAGCUAUAUCUGAUGUCUGGAUGACCUCGGUGGCGGCGCGCUGGCUGUCGCGCUCGUCUCGCUACGUGGAGGUGUCGCCCGAGGCGGCGGCGGCGGCGGCGCGCUGGCUGGUGGGCGCGCAGGCGGCGGACGGCAGCUGGCCGCCGCCGCGCCAGCGGAACGACCCGCGCGCCCAGGCCGGCGUGCCGCUCACCGCGCGCGCCCUGCUCGCCCUGCUGGAGACCAAGGCCAAUGAUGUGCUGUACAAGAACGCGAUCAACAAGGCCACGGACUCCCUGGCCCGCGCGCUGUCGGCCGACUUGGACGCCCACUCGCUGGCGGCCCUGGCCGGCGCGCUGGCCGCCGCGCGGCACCCGCAGGCCGCGCAGGCGCUGCAGCUCCUCGACCAGUACGCGAACACCACGGGAUCUGCCUUGUAUUGGCCACGUAAAAUACCGGCUUCAGAGUGGAGGAAUCCGUGGUUAAAGGGAAAUAGUCUAGAAGCUUCGACGGCGGCGUGGGCUCUGCGCGCUAUGCUGGCUUCCAACCUUAUAGAAGAAUCAGUUCCCGUUGCUCGCUAUCUAUUGCAAGCGCUUGGACCGAAAGACCAAGAUCCUGAUGUGUUGGACGCGUUAUCGCAGUUUGCGCAAACAAUAAAAACAGCGACUAAGCUGAGGGUGUCGGUCGCAGUCUCCGGAUCUGAAGAGCCGCGGCAGUUCAACAUAGACAACGACAAUGCUCUCAUCAUACAAACGCAAUUGGUGCGUGAAGUGCGCAACGCGAGCGCGACUACGGAAGGUCGCGGCGUGUGCGCGGUCGGUCUGACUGCGCGCGGGCGCACUAACGUGACGGGGGCGUGGCCGCGGUACACGCUCGACCCUCGCGUCGACCAGGUCUCGACCCGACACCGCCUGCAGCUCUCCGUUUGCGUUGGAUUUGUUCCAGUAGGAAAUGAAACUGAAAGUGGAUUAGCGCUUCUUACAGUGCAGCUACCUUCAGGAUAUUUAGCUGACCUAAACACAAUUACAGAAUUAACAGCGGCGCGGCACGUGGUGGGCGCACGGCUGUAUGCUGGUGGGUCGCGAGUGUCGGCGUGGCUGCGCGCGGGCGUGUCGGAGCGCUGUGCCACGCUGGCGGCACCGCGAGCGCUGGCCAUUGCGCGACAGCGUCCAGCCUGGGUCACACUCGUCGACCUAUAUGACUCCAGCCACCGCGCCCGCGUGUUCUACCAGACCGUGUCGAGCUCGGCGUGCGACGUGUGCCGCGCGUGGCCGUCGUGCGAGCGCGCGUGCGGCGCGGCGGCCGGACAGCUCGCGCCCGCGCCCGCGCCCGCGCCCGCCCCGCGCGCGCCCUCGCCCGCCGCGCGUGCCUCUCUCUCCGCCCUGCCGCUGCUGCUGCUGCUCCCGCUACUGCGGUAGUCGGACGUCACACCAGCAAGGGAUGAAGUCAACCCGCCGCGGGAGUAAAGAAAACGCCCACACGAACGAGAGUCAUCUUCAAUAACCUACACACAAUGUAAAUAAAUAAAAUUGUAAAUCGAAUUGUAAUUGUCACUUUUCUAUUGUGACUAUUCAGGCUGUCUAUGAAUGAACUAAACAAAGUGUUUCUGUGAUCCUAAGUUAUUAAUAUCACGAGUUUGAAGACCAGUUGCAACUUUUCAUAAGAAAAGUUCAAUUAUAAACUAUAAGUCGAUGAAACAAAUAUUUACAUAAAUUAAUUUACUAAUCUCUUUUCUUUUAUCCCCUAAAUAUUACUUGAACCGAAUUUAUCUACCUAUAACUCAAAAAUUCAAGUACUAGUAUAACUAAGGAAAGAAGAGCUACCUCGAAGGCUUAUAACUAAAAAUUAAGGUUGAUUUAUCUUAUUGUCAUUGAUUUUUAUGUAGUAAAUCGAAUUCGUAAAGGCAUAGUUUAAUUAACCUAAAAGCAACUUUCCUACGGGGCUCAUCAUGAAAGAGCGAAGUUUAAUCUGUUUUUAAUCAAGGAAUUUUUCAUGAUAAAUCUACGCUCCAACUUACAUGUUGAAGAAAAUAAAAAAAAAAUUGUACGGCCUCGAUACUAUAAAAGAACCCUAAUUAAACCGUAACAAGAAUCAUAAUACUAAUAAAUAAAUAAAUAAAAUUAUAAUAAUAAUUGAAUAUUUAAAUAAAACAUCACCAAGAUCAAUCACAAAGAAAAACAUUUGUUGAUUUUUUUUUUAUUUACUGAAAAUGCUUUUCCAAGAACGUGCAUUUGAUUACAAACAUUGUGUAUAUUAAGAGUCGUUUGCCUAGUGUUACGUCGUCACAAGAUUAUCGCUGAGGUUAGAACUUUAUUUAAUAAGAUUUAUUUUUCACAUUAUUUCUAACAAUCAUAGUCAAUGUUAAAAUUUUAACUAUCGUCAUUCUGAACUGGUUGUUUUCUUUCAUAUAAGCUUUAAUAAUCGUAAUAGAACUGUUGUUAUAAUUAUAAUGUUCUUUAAAUAAAGUAUUACAUUUUUAAAUAAUAAAAAAAAUAUCGCA